AGCACUCAGGUUUGUGGAGUUGUGGCAUGUGGUUGUCGUAGCUUUCAUGUCCGUGUGGACACGGGCGUGUGAGCACCUCAUGUUGACUAUCACAAAAAAAGGAAAUGGCUGGUCUUUGAUCAACUGAUGUUUAUCAAGGAGUAGUAGAGGCAGGAACAUUGCAUUACUCUAGACCAGUCCAGUAGGACAAGGCAAGUACUUCAUUGGUCCGUUUGGCUUGUCAUUACUUUAGGCCAGUCCAGUAGGACAAGGCAAGUACUUCAUUGGUCAGUGUGGCUUGUCAUUACUUUAGGCCAGUCCAGUAGGACAAGGCAAGUACUUCAUUGGUCAUUGUGGCUUGUCAUUACUUUAGGCCAGUCCAGUAGGACAAGGCAAGUACUUCAUUGGUCAGUGUGGCUUGUCAUUACUUUAAGCCAGUCCAGUAGAACAAGGCAAGUACUUCAUUGGUCAGUGUGGCUUUUCAUUACUUUAGGCCAGUCCCGUAGAACAAGGCAAGUACUUCAUUGGUCAGUGUGGCUUGUCAUUACUUUAGGCCAGUCCAGUAGAACAAGGCAAGUACUUCAUUGGUCAGUGUGGUUUGUCAUUACUUUAAGCCCGUCCAGUAGAACAAGGCCAGUACUUCAUUGGUCAGUUAGGCUUGUCAUUACUCUAGACCAGUCCAGUAGGACAAGGCAAGUACUUCAUUGGUCAGUUUGGCUUGUCAUUACUUUAGGCCAGUCCAGUAGGACAAGGCAAGUACUUCAUUGGUCAGUGUGGCUUGUCAUUACUUUAGGCCAGUCCAGUAGGACAAGGCAAGUACUUCAUUGGUCAUUGUGGCUUGUCAUUACUUUAGGCCAGUCCAGUAGAACAAGGCAAGUACUUCAUUGGUCAGUGUGGUUUGUCAUUACUUUAAGCCCGUCCAGUAGAACAAGGCCAGUACUUCAUUGGUCAGUUAGGCUUGUCAUUACUUUAGGCCAGUCCAGUAGGACAAGGCAAGUACUUCGUUGGUCAGUUAGGCUUGUCAUUACUUUAGGCCAGUCCAGUAGAACAAGCUACAAUAAGAUUACUGGUAACUUGUAAUCGCUCUUAUUUCAACUGCCUUCCGUGAAAGGAAUCAAACAACACUGAAUACAAUUCGUCACGAGAGUACAGUGGGCAAAGAGAUACUGACAAGUGGAGAUAUUGGUAGUCCUUUUGGUUUGAAUGCAGAAUUCAACACUAUUCGACGUGCAAAGUAUAAGCAUUUUUUUUUAAAUAGAAGAUCAACCUGACUUUGUAGGCGAAGAGUUACACACUAGAGUUGUGCUUUUUUGUUGUUGUUGCUGUUUGUCCUUCCUACGCAAAGAGUAGUAGCAAUGACGUGUGCUGUAUUUUGUUUAAAAUGAGGGAGAGUUGCACAGUUCGCCAGCCUCUCACUCUCUCACAGGUGCCCAUUUGCCCCAACGACAAGACCAAGUCAAGACGACUGAAAAAAAUAGACCACGAUGCCGUAGAUGACCGGAGAUAUUUUGUGUGUGUUACACCGUGCAGCGUGCGAUCUACGCCGCAGGAGUUGUCGGAAUUUUCACUAUGUCGAUCGAGUUUAACUUUCACUUAGAUGCGUUGCCAUCCAAUGCAUUUUCUGGGGAUCUAACCCCGUUCCCCUAGCUUGGGACCGACUUAGUUUUAGACCGCCAGGCCACCCAGCACGGGAGACUUUUGAACACAGCGAUGAACAAAUCAAAAAUGCUGAGGAUCUGAGAUACCAACCUUGCGUUUUCUGGGGAUCUAAUCACAUUCCAAUAGCUUGGGACCGACUUAGUUUUAGACGACCAGGCCGGCCAGCACAAGAGAGUUUUGAACACAGCGAUGAACAAAUCAAAAAUGCUGAGGAUCUGAGAUACCAGCCUUGCGUUUUCUGGGGAUCUAACUCCAUUCCCACAAGCUCUGGACAGACUUAGUUAACACCACUAGGCCACCCAGUACAAGAGAGUUUUGAACACAGCGAUGAACAAAUAAAAAAUGUUUAGGAUCUGAGAUACCAGCCUUGCAUUUUCUGGAGAUCUAACCCAUUCCCCUAGUUUGGGACCGACUUAGUUUUAGACGACCAGGCCGGCCAGCACAGGAGACUUUUGACCACAGCGAUGAACAAAUAAAAAAUGCUGAGGAUCUGAGAUACCAGCCUUGCUCCGAGGGCCAUGUGGGAUCUCACGACGUCACUGCAGAUGCAACAUUUUAUCGUGCUGCUCUCCAACAGUCUUAAUCCUUGAUUGUUUCUCCCUUGCUGUUUUCUUCGCCUAGGUAUGUGUUUUUCUCUUACACCUUGAAAUUCCCAAGGCGAGUUUUUUUUAAAAUCCUAAAUUUUAAAAAAAAAAUGAAAAUUAAUCAAUUUAUUUACAAUUUUCAGGGAUUUUACAUUCAGCAAUGCCAUCCCCAAGAAACUUGAUCCUUCUGUGCGCCGCCCUGGCAGUUUUCAUACCCACCAGCAACGCCCAUAGACAUAAUCAAAACCACCAUAAUGAUUGGCAUAACCACCAUGACGACAGGCAUAACCACCAUGAGCCCAGUUACAACAACCGGCCCUUCACCACGCCCCUGUACUGUGACGGUACCCCCGUCUACACGUGGAGCAGAACCCUGGCCGCGACGUCAUCCUACCAGGCGUGUCCACAGACCUUCUGCUAUGAUUACUACACCAGGAACAGCUGCUGCAUGACCUACUUCUCCGGAGGUGAGCUAAUCCCCAACCCUUUUGUCAGACGUCGACUCUAAGGUUACCUGUUGAUUUAUCUCUCAGUUUGCUUCUGGUGUGUCCUGCUUCCUUUUCGAAACCAACGACCCCCGCCCUAACUCCACACGUUUUAUAUCAAUAGUACUGAGUGAAGAAGAGGCUGCCAUGCGUGACAUUGGACUCGUUAACCUUGGAUGGAAACUCUGAAAUCAAACCCGGAGAUGGAGUCCCGAAAGGCGGAUAACAUUGAUACAAUGAAACAUUCCGACAACUCCUGCGACGUCACUGGUGCCAAGAUGUAUCAUCCAAAUGAUGUUCCCUUGGGUUAUCCAGUGGCGUGGAGAAAGGCGAUUUGCUGUUGGGAACCAGCUUAUAAUCCAUGAAGAAUAAUCCCAGGCCAUGUGGAUUUCGUCCUCCGAAGCCCACUCCAUCGUCACAUUAUACAUGCAAAAUAUAUAUAUACAUGAAUAUGAGAUACCUUCCAUUCUUACAUAAAAUGUCCAGUCGUGGUCAUUGGCGGACGGACGAAAAAAUUAAUCGGAGUAGACCAGAAAACGCUGAGGGUAACAUCCUGACGUUUCUUUCCAUUGUAUCUGCAAAUGGAUUAAGUUAUGGCUUAAGUUUGUGCAACAUUAAAUAUCAAAGGGAGUGUAUAACAUAGAAAUGAAUUUAUACUUUUUUUAAAAAAAAAUUGCUUCCCUUGAUAUUUCAAAAGUUGCAAAAAGAGCAGUUAUAGACAAUUAAAUUUUUUUUUUUUUUUUUUACAAAUUAAUUUUAAAAUGGUUGAGUGAACUAAAUACGGAUACACGUCAUUCUGACAUCAAAGCUUUAAGAAAUAACACGUUAAAAAGUUAUGUGAUUCAUACAAAUUAGCUAGCGCCAGGAGUUUUUUUUCUUUAAAAGAAAUCAUAAAAAUGACAUAAUCUAUGACAAUGCAAUGACUAAUAGCUGUUUUACUUUGGACACCAUUGGCGCCACAAACAUUUUAAAUGUCUUUGUUCAAUAUUUGGAUUUUUUUUUUUUUUUUUUUUUUAAACGUUUUGGUUUUAGUUUUCAAAAAAAUUUUAGUCUCCCUUCCCAUGGUAAAGGAAUUGUGUUUUUGCACAUUAUUGAGAAAAUAAUUUUUAAUGUUUUUUUUUAUUUUUUUGAUUUUUUUUUUUUUUUUUUUUUUGAAACGUCUUGGUUUUAGAUUUCAACAAAAUUUUAGUCUCCCUUCCAAUGGUAAAGGAAUCGUGUUAUUGCACAUUAUUGAGAAAAUAGACUAAGAGGAGCAUUACACAUUGGAAAUGAAAAUAAGUCUAUUAGGAUUUUUUUGUCUAGAAUAUAGAAUAGCAAAGCUUACUUGUUGGAUAUCUGGAGUUAAGAUUCGACCAAAGUUUGAAAUAACAUAUGCGUUGAAACAUAGAUUAUGUGAGGUGGGUCCAGACAACCAGGCAGAUAAACUGACUCUCGAGUGAAACGAAGAUCAAGGUCUAUAGCGCAGCAGUCGUCUCGACAUUGCGCCACGGAUGGGAAUCGUGGAGAACUUACCAGCGUUACCCCAAGAGUCUAAACGACUUUCACGCAAACUGCCUCAGAAAACGCCUCGGCGACAGAUGGCAAGACAAAGUGCCUGGCACAGAGGUCCUCGCUGGAGCGAGCCUACCUAGCAUCUUCACCACCCUGAUGCAGUCUCAACUCCGUUGGACGGGAAAUGUAGCCUGUAUGGAUGACAACCGACUCCAUAAUCAGCUAAACUCCGGUGAACUCACGAUAGGCAAGCGCUCCCAAGGAGGUCAAAGAAAGCAAUACAAAGACACUCUUAAAGCAGCACUAAAGGCCUUCGGCAUCAACCCUACUUAAUGGGUGUAGACAGCCCAGGACAUAGCCAGGCGGAGAGCAGCAGAAAAGAAGGGGGCUCAAUCUCAGGAAGCCAGAAAGAUAGUAAAAGAUGAGUGUUGUGAUCUAGAUUGUUGUGAAUAUUUGGCGGGUGGAGUUGUUGAUCGUGAAUUUGUGUGUGAUUUGUUGAUCGUGAGGUCAGAGGGUGAAGUUGGUUCGUGGUGUUGAGCUUUAGUGUAUGCUGAAUGUUUGUGUUGUGAUAUAAAAGGGCAGUGCGUUAGUUAGUCGAGAGAUAAGCCGAUGAGUCGGAGUUAGAAAGCCGAGAGCUAGAGGUUAGAGAAACGAGAUCGUUGAGAGUUGCGAGAGUCCAGAGUAGAUCGUUAGAGUAGUCAAGAGUCGAGUAGAGAGAGAUAGUAUGUUUGUCGGAUUCGCUGUGGUUACGUUCGCCUGAGGAUACUGUGUUCCUGCGAGAUGUAUUUGUGUAACAAGUGGAUGUCUUAGCACAUGGAAAUAAAUACAGAAUUUACGAUGGCCUAUUCAGUGUUUGAGUUACUUGACCAAGAGAGAGACAAGAAUUAGUCAAACAGGUCUGACAUUAGGUAGUCGCCAUCGGAGGUAGUGAACAACGAAAGGAGGCCGUAACACUGAGACGCGCAGGCUAGCCCGAGAACGCAACCUUGGACCACUGACUGCAACAACUAUCCCCUGCCCGCGGUGCCCGGGACGAUUCCGAGCACGGAUCGGACUAGCAAGCCACCUAAAAAAUCACCGUGACCCAUCCCACCCCUACCCGAAUGACUGAAUGGUCCUUGUCGAGUAUGACGGAUGAACAACAACAACGCACCAAACCAUUAUAAAACAUGUAGUUUAGGUCAGUGGUUUCCCUUUUUUUUGUUAUGGUCCGUCGAACAACUUCCAAGCCUAUUAUCAUUCUAAGAAAUCUCAUACUCUCUAACACUUCUUCAUUCUACAAAACUCUCAAAACCAUCAAUCUACCUUUAUGCCAUGUAACACCUUUAACCUUUUAAUGCCGUAUUUCCUCACCAGCUGACGGACUCCGCUACCAACAAUGUCGAUGUGGCACUGCGGUCCUGUGUCCGCAACAGAACGUAAACACACCUCCCACCACAGCGGCAACAACAACUACACCAGCCACCACCACAACCACGCCUACAACCACACCAACUUCUACAACAACAACAACAACCACGCCAACCACGACAACAGCUACAACCACGCCAACCACCGCAACAGCUACCCCAACAACCACAGCCAUUUCUACAACGACAGCGAUCACAACUCCUACUACUACAGCUCCACCAUCACGUGAGUACUUUACGGCAUCGGCUAAAUUACUCAAAGAAUUUGCUAUUAUUGGGAAAAAAAACAUGUGGAAAAAAACCAUGUGAUCAUAAAAUUGCGUCUUAAAAGUACGAACCAAGGGCAAGUAAAUCUAACCAAGGGCAAGUAAAUCCCUUGCUUUGUAAAAGGUAAUCCCAUUACCCUAAAAACUCCACCCCCCCCCCACUCACCCACCGAGACGUUGAACAUCUCCAAUUGUGUACGGUGGGUAAUGCCAGUCAAAGUAACUGUGGGUUAUGUCAUGCAGUCAAGGUAACUGUGGGGGGUCAAGUCAGUCAAGGUAACUGCGGGUCAUGCCAGCCAAGGUAACUGUAAGUCUUGCCAGUCCAGGUAAUUGUGGGUCAUGUCAAGCACGGUAAGUGUGGGUCAUGUCAGCCAAGGUAACUGUGGGUCAUGCCAGUCAAGAUAAUUGUGGUUCAUGUCAGUCAAGGUAACUGUGGGCCAUGUCAUGCAGUCAAGGUAACUGUGGGUCGGUCAUGCCAGCCAUUGUAACUGUGGGUCAUGCUAUCCAUUGUAAUUGGGUCAUGUAAGCCACGUUAACAGUGGGUCAUGUGAGCCAUUGUAACUGUGGGUCGUGCCAGCCAUUGUAACUGUGGGUCACGCGAGCCAUUGUAACUUUGGGUCAUGUCAGCCUAGGUAACGGUGGGUCAUGUCAGACAUGGUAACUGUGGGUCAUGCGAGAAAUUGUAAUUGUGGGUCAUGUCAGCCAUUGUAAAUGUGGAUCAUCCAGCCAUUGUAACUGUGGGUCAUCCAGCCAUUGCAACUGUGGGUCAUGCAGCCAUUGUAACUGUGGAUCAUCCAGCCAUUGUAACCGUGGGUCAUCCAGCCAUUGCAACACACGAUUUAUUACGCAUUUUUGCGCCCGAGUCAGGUUUAUUGGAGAAAGGGCGUCAUGCAUCACGCAUCACUAAUGAAUCACUGAAGUAAUUUUAAAAACCCAAAAACGAGUCCCUGGAGUACACACUAUUUAAGGUUGAAGUGAGUUCGUUCUGCCAUGAAUCCGUGGAAGGUUCACUAAAGUCAUUCAAGAAGUAUACAAGUGCAAACAGAGAUUAAAGAGUGAAACAAAUUGAUUGCUGUUUAAAAAUAGCCCCACAAACCAAAAGGAAAGUGUUUCCAUUCAUUUGGAAAAACGACAAUUGUAAAAUAAGGUAGAAAGAAAAAAAAAACGUAAGGUAGAGAGAGCAGAGAGUUUUUUGUUUUUUUUAAGGGGGUGGGGGGGUUGUGUUGGUGGAUAACUCUAAUAUAAGUCUAAAAUAUACAUUUGUCAAGUUUCAACUUAAUUUGACAAUUUUGUGUUCUUCCAAAUUUUGACGUCGCCUUUCAAAUGAAAUAUUAACAUAUUUUCCAUAUUGCCUAUCCUAUCCUAUACUAUCCUAUCCUUCCUUCCUCCCUCUCUCAACCCCAUCCCCCUAAAACCCCCCUACAGUGUGCCAGCCGGCCUUUCGUCUCCUGAACGGCGCCCUCGUCGACAACGACUGCGCCUUUUCUGGCAUCUCCAACAUCACCAUCAACAACGGAGCAAGGGUGACGUGCAACGCCGUCCUCACCACGGCUACGGUCAACGGCAUCCUCCAGAAGACGUUCCUCACUUCCAGUUUCUGUAAGAACCUCAUCACCAAUGCACCCCCCGGCAUGUAAGUGGGAAUGAGGCAAUUUUUAAAAAAAAAGUCAUUUCAACGUCUUCUACGGUCGCGACACACACCGUUGAUCCGUUGUGUUAAAGACCGAAAAUGCGAGAUCCGUUGUGGUAAGUUUUAGAAAGGUGAAGUCAGUGGUGGUAAAGAUCAGAAACAGAAGGUGCGGGGUGAUAAAGAUCAGAAACGUGAGUUCUGUGGUGUUAAAGAUCAGAAACGUGAGUUCUGUGGUGUUAAAGAUCAGAAACGUGAGUUCUGUGGUGUUAAAGAACAGAAAUAUGAGGUUUGUGGUAAGGAUCAGAAAUGUGAGUUCUUUGGCGGUAAAGAACAGGAACGUGAGUUCUUUGGUGGUAAAGGUCAUAAUCGUGAGCUCUGUGGUGGUAAAGAUCAUAAACGGGAAUGCCUUGGCAGUAAAGAUCAGAAAUGUUAGUUCCGUGGUGUUAAAAAUCAGAAAUAUGAGGUCCGUUGUGGUAAAGAUCAUAAAUGUGAGUUCUUUGGCGGUAAAGAUCAUUAACGUGUGUUCUUUGGUGGUAAAGAUCAUAAACGUGUGGUAUGUGGUUGAAAAGAUCAGAGACGUGAGUUUUGUGGUGGUAAAGAUCAAAAACCUGAGUUCUGGGGUGGUAGAUAUCAGAAACGUGAGGUAUGUGGUUGUAAAGAUCAGAAAAGUGAGAUCUGUGGUGGUAAAUACAGCAAAUUGUGAUUUCUGUGUUUGUAAAGAUCGGAUAAGGGAGGCGUGUGUUGGUAAAGCCUCGUAGCUCCUGAGCCUCACGCGGUUAUUAGAGGACGCUUAAGUGAGAAAAAAACCCACAACAGGUACCCGUUAUGUGCCUCCACCAACGAUCAUCACUUCAAUUAAAUGAGAUAUGAAAUCAAUUGAAAGAUAUGAAGCCUUUGUCUGGCCGCUUUUAGAUUACACAUCUUCAGUCUGGGACCCAGAAAAGCAUCGACAUAAGAGAUCGACCGAAAAUGAUUUUCUGAUUUCGACCGAAACCUAGACCAGACUUGAAGUUUAAAAAAUGAUUUUCUGAUUUCGACCGAAACCUAGACCAGACUGGAAGUUAAAAAAUGAUUUUCUGAUUUCGACCGAAACCUAGACCAGACUGGAAGUUAAAAAAAUGAUUUUCGGCCGAAACCAAAAGCUUAACGAGACUUUCGGCCAAAACCGGAACCGAAAGAUUUGAAUAUUUCAAAACUCGUUUCCGCACACGUUCUGCGCACCGCGAAAAUUGACUUCACAACUUUUGUGGCAAAUUUUAUUUGUCUUUCAUUGAUUGAUUGAUUGAUUGGAUAUUUAUAUAGUCUUAAGUGACUCUCAUAUAAUUGACCCAAGGAAGUAAGCCUCCCAUCCCCAACCCCCCCCCCCAUUUCUUGGAGCAAUUGUAGCUAUAAUCGCGCUAACUACUUUUUUAGCCAACCAAAUUUGUUGUGACCUAAACCUCCCUAUUUACCAUCCAAAUUGAAUCGGGAUUAAUUUUGAAAUAGUCAAUUUAAAAUUGUUCCUUGAAUGUGAGCUAUUUUAGCGUGUCAUCACACACAAAUACACACACACACACACACUUACACACACAUUUAUGAGCUUGAUAAUGAUGAAUUUCAAUGAAUGUAUUAAGUGAAUAAGCCUAGGUGUCCCCAAUUAAAAAGAAUAAAAGAAAACUUGUAAAACAAUAAUAAGGGAAAUGUAACCAUUCCGUAAGAUUUUUUCUCACCGUAAUAUUUACCUUUGACUAUGAAAACAUAGCAAGAUAUCACUAAUCAAAAUGUAUGUCACAAACGAAUGAUUUGAAUCGAACUAGGGUUCCAAAAUUGAAAUAUACAUAUAUAGAUAUUAAAACAUAAAUAAUAAUAUAAACAUUGUCAUUCCCCCAGUUGUUUUUUCCACCCACAAAAAUAUUUAUCUUCAAUUGCUUUAUUGAAAUUUUAAUUUUUGGAAAUAUUUGAUAAGCAAGUCAUCUUGCAGCUGUGAACAGUAUUCCCUGAUAUAUUAUAGGAUGGCAGAAAGACGUCGAGCAAUAUUGCGUAUUGGAUUACCGGCCGACAGACAGGUUGACGAUCUCCCAUCUGGUAGAAGACCGAAGGCCUCGGUCAAUUUAUAAGGCCAAAAGUUUCAAUCAUUUUAAAACCGAAAAUAAAAAACCGAAACUUCACUUUUUCUGUUUCGGCCUAAACCGAAACCACGCCGAAAGUGAUCAAAACUGCAACUUUCGGCAUCGAAACCGAAGCUGUGAUGUCCGUGACAGUGUAUAUUAUGUCUGUGACAGUGUAUUUUAUGUCUGUGACGUUGUCUGUAAUGUCUGUGACAGUGUAUAUGUUGUGCCUGUGACAGUGUAUGUUGUGUCUGUGACAGUGUAUGUUAUGUUUGUGACAGAGUCUUUUAUGUCCAUGUCUGUGUCUGUAAAUAAAUAAUCCUUCAAUGUCAAAUUGCAACGGUGCGAGACAUCUUUAGAUUAUAAACAGUCUGUUGACAGCCUCAGAAAAUGUGUAAGCACAAUGACUGAAUUACAUGUUUUCCUCAAACAACCAAAGUAACACAUCUCUUGCCCAGAUACGCUCCUACAUUCUUUACAUAGUUCAGGGCCAACGGAUUUUUUAUUAUUAAAUUGCAUUAUUAAAGAAUGCUCUUGAAUGUUCUUCUGCAGAGUGGACAUCUCCAUCGGGUCUCAAAAUUACCCAAUUCAAGAGCCAAUCUUCACUAUGACCGACGGUGAGUCCACUAACAAUUCAUCGUGGGCAUGUUAAUGCACGCGUCUUUGGACAAAGAAAUGAUCUAAUCCAAUUCGAUUUUUAUAAAACUACUGAUAUUCAGUCUUUGGACAAAGAAAUGAUCUAAUCCAAUUCGAUUUUUAUAAAACUACGGAUAUUGACAUGAAAUUUGACGAAAAUAUGUGUGUGUACUGUCAACUGAGCUUCAGCAAAGACAGAGUCGCCAGAUGGGAAUUGCGAAAUUUGUGCGGAUGGGGGAGGUGGUUAAGAGAAAACUGGCCCUGGGGUGCCAACAUCAUGCGGUGACCAAAUCAUCUUAAGAUAGGAAGUUCAGAUUGUUUAAAUGAUGAAAGCCCCUUCAGUGAGCAAUGACAGAGCGCGCCAAAUCAUCUUUUGGCGUAUUGGCUCUGUGCUGCUCGUUUUAAAAUAUAUUUACGGCAACCGAUUUUAUGCCCUUGGGCUUUCUCACCGUGGGAGGGUAACUGUUUCACUGAAAAGGGUAACUGUUUCACUGGGGACGGUAACUGUUUCACUGGGGACGGUAACUGUUUCACUGGGGGAGGGUAACUGCUUCACUGGGGGAGGGUAACUGUUUCACUGGGGAGGGUUACUUUCACUGGAGGAGGGAAACUGUUUCACUGGGGAGGGUAACUGUUUCACUGAGGGAGGGUAACUGUUUCACUGAGGGAGGGUAACUGUUUCACUGGGGAGGGUAACUGUUUCACUGAGGGAGGGUAACUGUUUAACUGAGGGGGGGUAACUGCUUCACUGGAGGAGGGUAACUGUUUCACUGGAGGAGGGUAACUGUUUAACUGAGGGAGGGUAACUGUUUCACUGAGGGAGGGUAACUGUUUCACUGGGGAGGGUAACUGUUUCACUGGGGAGGGUAACUGUUUCACUGGGAGAGGGUAACUGUUUCACUGGGGAGGGUUACUUUCACUGGAGGAGGGAAACUGUUUCACUGGGGAGGGUAACUGUUUCACUGAGGGAGGGUAACUGUUACACUGAGGGAGGGUAACUGUUUCACUGGGGAGGGUAACUGUUUCACUGGGGAGGGUAACUGUUUCACUGAGGGAGGGUAACUGUUUAACUGGGGAGAGUAACUGUUUAACUGGGGAGAGUAACUGUUUAACUGGGGAGAGUAACUGUUUAACUGGGGAGAGUAACUGUUUAACUGGGGAGAGUACCUGUUUAACUCUGGUGGUAAAGACGGACAAAAUAUUAAUCUUUCAUUUUUAAAAAAUUUAAUUUAAUUUAAUCAAUUAAUCAAUUUAAAAAAAAUCAUUUAACACUUAAUCAAAACCCACGUAUUCGGAAAUCUAUCUUAUAAAAAAUUCAAUAAGCUGUUAUGAUCUUGUCCAUCCAUUUAAUUUACUCAAUUUAAUGCAAGCCCAGAUUUCAUCUAAUACUUCUAGUAAGAUAUCAUCCAGUCAUAUGAAGUCAUUCAUCCAGAUUGUCAUUUAUGGUGGCAUUUAUCAGACACAUUAAGCCUCUUGGUCCAUAUAAAAGAUUACACAACGAUAUACAAUUAACCCUUGUCCACCCUUAAGAAAAAUCUUCUGAUAAAACCGUUUGAAACUUUUAAUUGCUUUGGUAAUGUGGUAGGAAUUUAAAAAAGACAACAACAACAAAAAAAAACAAAAAAACAACCUCUUGCGUUCCUUUCGUUUUAAGCUUAUAGCUACCAACUUAACUAUUUGUUGUUUUUUGUUCACAUUUUUUUUUUACAUGCAGGACCGAAUGGCAACGCCUUCAUUACAGUCAACCCCAGGUACGCCAACCUACUGUCCUACCUGGGAACCUGUCAGAAAACCGCCUGCACGUAUAACAGGGCGACCAUGGGGUCGAAGGUGGACUUCAAUGACUGCAAACUGAUCAGCUGGGGAGCACAUGAUACCUGUGAGUGGUCAGCUGGGCAAACGCGUCAUCUCGGUCCGUCGUCAACCAAUCGUGUGGAGGCUGGGGUUAACGGGCCGGAAAGGAUAGGGUUCAUUUAGAGAAGUGGGUAUUGAAGGAAAGGGUUAAUUUAUUGAGUGGUUAAGCUGAGACAGAACUACCUUAGUUAUUGGCGUAUAACACGCCCCCCGCGUAAUAACACGCACCUCAAUUUAAGAAGGAAAUUUUAAGAAAAAAAACUAAACGUUAUAUUGUUGUAUAACAUGCACACAUCAUUUGCCCCCAAUUUUCAGGGAGAAAAAGUGCGUUUUAUACGCCAAUAAAUACGGUAAUUGAGUUCAGUUUCUAGUGAAGGAUUAUGUUGAUUUAGUAGGUCGUUGGGUAAAUAAGGGUUAAUUUGGUGAGUGGUUCGUGAAGAAGGCCUUAAUUUAACAGGUGUUCAAUCAUGAAAUUGGUUGUUCCAGGAGUUGCUUAGCUAAGCGAAUGGUUAAUUUAUUAGGGAAUGGUUAAUUCAGAGUAUCUUUGGUCAAAAUCAAUGUUAACUGGUUUGGGGGAUAGUAAUAGAAAGGGCGUUAAUUUAAUAAGUAGUUAGGGAAUGAAAGGGCGUUAAUUUCAUUAAGUUAGAAAAGGGAAGGGAGUUAGUUUAAUAAGUAGUUUUGGAAUGAAAGGGAGUUAAUUAAAUAGUUAGUUAGGGAACGAAAUGGAGUUAAUUUAAUAGUUACUUAGAGAGGGAAAGGGAGUUAAUUUGAUAGUUACUAAGAGAAGGAAAGGGUGUUAAUUAAAUAUGCAGUUAUAGAAGGAAAGGGAAUUAAUUUAAUGAAGUUAGGGAAGGACAGUGAGUUAAUUAAAUUGGUAUGUAGGAAAGGAAAGAGGGUUAAUUUAAGAGUUAGUUAGAGAAGAAUGGGAGUUAAUUUAAUGUGUAGUUAGGUAAGGAAAGGGAAUUAAUUUAAUAGGUGGUAAGGGAAGAAAAGGGAGUUAAUCAAAAAGGUGUUUAGUUAAGGAAACUAAGAUAAUUUAAUAUGGGCUUAAUGAAGGUACCGGAGUUAGUUUUGUAGGUGGAUAGUGAAAUGAAAUGAACCGGAGCCCCGGUUGACAAGUCUGUGGUUGCUUGUCGAUUAAGAGGCGUCGGCCACCGACACCCUUCGACGUUAUCCGGGGAACACAACCAGUGGGCGCGUCCUGCGUGGCCAGACAAGGGAAGUGCUCGGUACCUGCUACAAAUAAAACAGCACCUGCAGGGCUGCCAGCUGAGGCAAUUCACAGUUGGGCGUAAAGGCAGAGAAUAUGGUAGGGAUCAUGAUUAGAAGUUGCCGUUAAAUGAUAUGAGGCGAGAAGCGAAGGUGGUAGCCUGUAGCCGAUGAUUCCUACUAUGCAGCCCUGAGAGGCUGUUCUUAGGCAGCCGUUUCGUCCCCGCUACUUCGCAAAUUAGUCGGUGGAAACCCACUGGAGAAACCCUCUUAAAGAGCGCCCAACGCUUCCCCGGGAUGGGUGGGGGAAGAUAUUAGGACGUAAUUUUACCAUCCCAACUCCUGAGAAAUUCGAUCGUGUGCACUGUGUGCAAAAAACAGUGUCGGACCGACCGGGUGUCUUUGGGUUGGAGCGGCCCACAGCGGAGCUCGAUCGAGCGGACUCGGGUGGGGACUGUCCUGGCAAAGAGACAUCUCCAACGUGCCAAUUCGCAGCCCGAUAGAGGGCUUAAGGGGGGGGGGUGCUUUGGGGAGGGCAUAAAGAGCUUUCAGCUCGACGGCCCGCUGACGCCAUUUCUUAAUACGAAAUUUCAUUUGCAUGUGUAAUGAUCUGGCUUGUUUUGAUGCGAUCAAUUGAGACUUUAAUAUAAACUAAUCGCCCCAUGUCGAUGGUUUUGUUUUGUGACAGUGAAAAACCAAAGUGGCUUGUAUGAGACGUCAGUGGAGCAGAAUUUCGUGGGCUGCACCUCCUUACCAAAGGAAUUUGUCCCCGAGACCACCGUGUGCUUUACGACAACCAAUGGCCAAAAUGCCUUCUGCUUGGUAAAGUAUACAGAAGCUGUUAAGAAGAGUGGGUGUUUUGUUACGAAUGAGUUUGGUUCUGUGACAGAGGCGUCUAUCGGGUAGGGCAUUGUGAGGCUCUUGCCCCCCCCCCCCAAUCCCCUCCGCUGAGAUAAGGAAGUAGCACACUGUCAGAUCAAGGUCGGGGUAGCACGGUUUGUGAGGUGACUGUCAGGGAAGUAGCUUUAGUGGUAGCCUUCUUGUGUUGUCCAGAUAGAGGCUCGCGUGAGGUGUUACAUCACAUUAGUACUGCGCGUGUUUGGGAUCGGAGAGACGGGGCCAUUGUUUGGCGUGUUAGUUUAUUCAAGCUGUCUUUAGGCGAAAUUCGACACUCUAGUGGCCACAAAGCACAAGCCUCAUCAAUAGCCAACCUGAAAUAACCAAUCAGAUUCGGAACUCUUUCUGGUGGGCGGAACAUGAUACAUUCAUAGUAACUUCAGAUGACUCAGAGACUGCUGUUGCAUUUUAUACGGUGUAAAUUCAUUUACUUUAAAACAUCCCUUGUAUUUUAAACUGUACGCAUUUAUAAAUGUUUAAACAUCUGUUGUAUUUAUAUUGUUUACAUUUAUUUGUUUUAAGACUUCUGUUGUAUUGUACACUCUAUAAAUUUAUGUCCUUUAAUUUAUCAGGCGUAACAAGAGACGCAACGUUACAUCCCGUUACGUCCUGUUUCAUGCGAUUGCUGCUGUCAUUAGCAUUGGUUUGUGUUUUAGGGUGACAGUGGCGCGCCUCUGUACUGCCGAGCCCGCACUAACGGUGAGUGGAUCUUGAUGGGUGUGGCCGCGUAUCAGCCCACGUGUAACUCCAGCCCUGAAAUCAAGGUCAUCCCUUUCCCAGGAUAGGCAUCCCUGUCUACGUCAAAUAGGCGCCAGAGGACCGUGAACACAGAAACACUUAGCCCCAAAUAAUCUAGACAGAAAACUCUGCGUAUUUUAAUAAAACACGAGUCUGCCG
Molecule: messenger RNA, 15083 nt
Organism: Lymnaea stagnalis (great pond snail)
Lineage: Eukaryota; Metazoa; Mollusca; Gastropoda; Lymnaeidae
Source: the annotation of a GenBank genome assembly